UUGUGUUCGUCUCUUCCGAAAGGUCCGCUAGGAACUAUAAGUAUAACUGGAAGUAUAACUUGGCGUGACGAGAGUAUAGAUUUGUGUAUUUCAGGGGUUAUGCUAUUUGAUUUAGUUUUUGGGUUGCAGAUUUGAAGACUGUGCUGGAUUUGAUGUCCACGUUUAGUUGAGAUUAGACGGUCAUCAUGGAUCAUAUACAUCUACUGUGCAUCAUCAUCUUUGCGACCCAUGCACCCUUGGCUUCAUCUUCCAACUCGUUUCAUUUUGAUCAAAGCGACACCCACCUCUCCGUGAAUGCAAAUGACAUCCUCGUCAUUGACCACAAACCAACCUCUCCCUUCGUUUUCAUCGGCUCUGGAUCAGUAACCACUCGUAGUCAGUAUGGUAACUACAGGAUUGAUGACUUUGAUGAAAGCAGAGUUCCAUUGCAGAAAUUCUCUGUUGGAAAGCAGGAGAUAGGGGAGGGAGGUGUCGUUAAAACAAGGGUAACCUUCAGUGUUACUGGAUGUGAUGAAAAGGGAGAUGUUGCUGUAGACUUUGUGUCCUCGCCAGAUUCCAUGUACGCUGAGUUUGUUGCGGUACCACAUGGUUUCAACCGACUAUGGAUCCGCCUUCAUGCUGAAGAGGGAGAGAAGGUGUAUGGAGGCGGAGAGCAGUUUACGUUCUUUGACAUGAGAGGGCGCACCUUUCCUCUCUGGGUACAAGAACAGGGAGUUGGUAGGAAUAAGAGUUCACUUAUAACACUGCUGUCCAACAACCGCGAUAAUGGCGGUGGAGAUUACUACACCACAUACUGGGCCCAGCCAACCUUCCUUUCAUCCAGAAAAUACUACGCCCACUUCACCACCACCAGCUAUUCAGAAUUCAACUUCCGCUUUGACGACUUCCACGAGGUGUACAUUUUGAGCGGCUCUCCAGGAAAGAUCCAUUUCUUUACUGGGCCAUCCUACGUGGACCUGGUCGGGCAGUUCACAGCCUUCCAGGGGAGACAGCCUCCUAUUCCAGAGUGGGUCUACAAUGGAGUGGUUCUUGGUCUACAGGGUGGCACAGAAAGGAUGCUGCACUACUUGAAAAUGGCCCAGGAUAAUGACAUCAAGGUCAGUGCUGUUUGGAUCCAAGACUGGUCAGGACGGAUCCGGACUUCUUUCGGGAGGCGUAUCUUUUGGAACUGGCAGUGGGAUCCCAACCACUACCCUGGUCUUGAUAAAGUCAUCGCUGAUCUGAAAACCAAAGGUAUCCAGGUCUUGGUCUACACUAACCUCAACCUCAAUCAAGAAGGGAACCUCUUCAAGGAAGCUGAACAACUAGGCUAUCUCAUCCUGAACAAAGAUGGAAAUUCUUAUCGUUUGGACUAUGGAGAGUUCAUCUGUGGCAUUGUAGAUAUCACUAACCCAAAGGCUGCUCAGUGGUACAAAGACCGCAUCAUCAAGAAGAAUAUGAUAGAGUUAGGGAUCAGCGGAUGGAUGGCUGAUUUUGGGGAGUACCUACCGACGGAUGCAUAUUUCAGCAAUGGAAAGUCAGGUAUGGACCUCCACAAUGAAUGGCCGACGCUAUGGGCCCAAAUCAACCGUGAAGGAGUGGAGGAAGCUGGCAUGUUGGGUGAGAUCCUGUACUGGAUGCGGGCAGGGUUCAGUGGUUCACAGAGGUAUGGCGUGAUGACAUGGGCAGGAGAUCAGUUUGUGGAUUUCAGUUUGAGUGACGGUAUUGCAUCCGUCAUUCCAGCUGCACUGUCUCUGGGCAUAUCUGGCUUUGGAUUGUUUCAUUUUGACAUUGGAGGAUUCACCUCUCUCUUCAACUACACACGAACGGAAGAGCUGAUGUUCCGGUACGGGGAAAUGGCCGCCUUCACAACCAUGAUGCGAACACACGAGGGCAAUCGUCCCGACGACAAUCUCCAAUUCUACUCCAACGAACGCACUCUCUCCCAGCUCGCUUGUCAUACACAGAUUUUCCAUGCUCUGAACAGGUACAGGCAUGCUGUCGUCGAGGAAAACAGCGUAAGGGGCAUACCUGUCCAGCGUCCUCUCUUCUUGCAUUACGAAUCCGACCCUAGAUCCUACAGCGUGCAGUAUCAGUAUAUGUUUGGCCCUGAUCUGCUGGUUGCACCUGUAUAUGAAGCUGGAGUAGAAACAUGGGAUGUGUACCUUCCACCUGAUGACUGGGUCUUCAUGUGGGAUGAGACCAUUACUUCUAUGGGUGAUGAGACUGUUACAGUGGAAGCACCUAUCGGUAUGAUCCCCGUCUUCUAUCGACGUGAGUCCCAGUGGGCUGACCUUUUCCGGGAUGUUAGGGAUGUCCGUAACAAAUUAUACUCUGAUGUUGAUAAUGGAUAUUGCUCCAGAGAUAAACCAUGUCCUUGAUUUUGUUGAUCCACUUCUCUCAAUAAUGUAACAUUCUAAUGAAAUUUUAGUGAAUUCCUACAGGCACUUAAAGCCCCUCUAAACUGUUGGGAGCCCCAAAUUUGCCAAAAAUGUUAUGGCAAAAUUUCAUUUAUU
This is a messenger RNA of Strongylocentrotus purpuratus (purple sea urchin), 2495 nucleotides long. Its product is annotated as sulfoquinovosidase. Gene Ontology annotation, biological process: carbohydrate metabolic process. Bases 186 to 2360 code for a protein of 724 amino acids. The transcript has 5 exons. The record is from RefSeq and is a predicted model, not a curated record. Lineage: Eukaryota; Metazoa; Echinodermata; Echinoidea; Camarodonta; Strongylocentrotidae. Gene Ontology annotation, molecular function: hydrolase activity, hydrolyzing O-glycosyl compounds; carbohydrate binding.